Messenger RNA from Symsagittifera roscoffensis, 2500 nucleotides. RefSeq names its product voltage-dependent calcium channel subunit alpha-2/delta-1-like. The record is from RefSeq and is a predicted model, not a curated record. Gene Ontology annotation, cellular component: voltage-gated calcium channel complex. Gene Ontology annotation, molecular function: voltage-gated calcium channel activity. Lineage: Eukaryota; Metazoa; Xenacoelomorpha; Acoela; Convolutidae.
UUACUUUAUUUUUCAAAACAUAGGGCGUUUGUUAUAGAGUUCGGGAAAGCAAAAUGGUUUCUCGUAUUUUCAUUCGGUUAAUUUUUACCCUCACUUAUCUGACGAUUCAAACGACAAAAAGCGAAGACACCGAGCAACUCGUGAACCUUAAACAGCGGGUCGGAAACUUCAGCGAGCUUCUCAACCAGAAACUGGAACCGCAAAUCCGGCUCGAACUCAGCAUGGAAAACAUCAACUGGAAAAUUGUCAGCCUCGAGGAUAUCAUUUUGACGAAGUUGCAGAAUGCCGAAACUAGAAUCAUGGGCUACAUGAACAGUUUCCAAAACCGACUUAACUUCAUUUGCUGGACUUACGAAGAGGGUUUUGUACCUCUGGACUCGAAAAAGAAAAUAAAAAUGCCAGACUUCAUCAAUGGAUCGUGGCUCUCGCCAGUGGAAAACAACUCGGGCAUCAUUCUCCAUUACAGCCCGGAGUACUCAAAAAAACUAUGAAAGUUAGUUUAGCAGACAUUUUUGAUUUCGCGUCCGAAGAGGAUCGGGAAGAGUUCAUUGAAAAACUGCUAUCGGAUCCAGAAAACAAAACCAUCGCAAAGAAAGCAUUCGCCAAUAUUGGCCUAUAUGCAUAUGAGCAUGUUGUCAGGAUCUCAUUCAAAACUCAAAAAGAAAACGUUUACUUCGGCAAAAUCCCGGUUGCGUUUGCGUAUUGGACCAAACUUGCCAUUUCUGCAGAGGACAAUAGCGUGUUUAACGACGAAAUUAUAUACGACGUAAAAACUUUGUUGUACAGUCUCCUGCCAGGUGAAAAAGUGCCUCGAGAAUUUAAUACUCCUCUCGAAAUAAGCCCAGAUAAUUUCAACAUUGCAAAUUGGCCUUACUGUCCGAAAAAAAUACUGUGGGUUGGUGCAACGCAAGAAGAACUGUCUCGGUCAAUUUUGGAUGCUCUUGAAGUGAUUUCUGAAGACAGUGCAGUUUGUUUUUCAUCAGAUGGACGCGAUGCUUUGAAAACAGACACUUUACUUUUCCAAAAUCUAAUAAGUUCACUUUAUCUGGCCAAGCAAUUCAUCAACAAGAAUUUCGAUAUCGGUAAUAUAACGAAACCCGAACUUGACUCGGAGAUCUUCGCGGAAUAUUUGAUAACCUUUGGGGGCGUGAGCUACAUAAGCGAUGUUGAUAUUUCAACCACGUCGUGGUGGCACAAUAAUAAAGACCCAAAAAGCAGUGGACUUUAUCAACGCGCAAUGAUGCUGUGGGAAACAGCGCAAGAGUCAAAUAAAAACACCAAGUUCGAGUUCACUUUUGUAACGCGACUUCAACUAAUUUCUUACGAAGGCCUGACCGAAGUGCAUGCUGAUAGUUUAUUCGCGACAAAAUGUGCAGAAAUAAACAAUGAUUAUGAGGACAUUUCAGGCUUUGGUAAUUUGACGGAUCCAAUUUUCCUGAACAAAAUUCUGUUCCACAGCAACGAAGAUGAAACCAGAAAAGCUCCUUAUGCAAUCCAAGGUCAAAUUAUGGGCAGAGGUCAAUUUAUUGAGAGAUUUGUCCCGCAGUCGGACAUUUUUUCAAGCUAUGAACAAGUUUUUGUCCUGGACGAAGGAGCUUAUAUCGUCGCAUUCAAUUUACCGGACAAUGACAAGUCAAAGGACACAAUCCAAGUGGGGGAUCACUUUUCAAAAAGCAACGGUUGUUUGCUAGCUGAUUUGGUGAAACAUAAAAUAUACAAGAAACACAGAAAUGUGAACAACUACUGCUCGUGUAUCAUGAUCGAAGAAGAUGAAGAGAAAUCUCCUUCUCGCAGGCCGACGAGCAUGUUCACUUUAGCUGAAUUGGUGAAAAAAUUGUUCUCAUUGUGUACCGGAUGUCUCGCUGCUUUCAGCUCGUCUUUUUGGCACCAUCUAACCCACUCUCUAUUCUACCCUCACCUACCCAGAGCGCAGGAGUACAUCAGUCCCUCAAUGACCCCCACGCCCUGCUCUUUCGCAUUCAACAAGUACUACUUCAACAGACUACCGACGCCAGAUGACAACUACACUCCCGAGGGAACUUUUGAGUCCAGCUACCGUACUUGUGGUCCAAUGAAUUGCUAUUGUGAGGCGAAACGCAUCUACAAAGUAAUCAAUAUCCCGAAUACGAAUCUUCUUCUCGUUUCGGCCAGCUCACUUCCCUGUCGAAAAUGUGAGAAAGAAAAAGCUUUCAAGGAAUUGGUGUCCCACACGCCUAUUGAGAAAGUCAGAUACCAGCUGUGCGACUAUGAAGACAUAGCACUUAAGAAGAGACCAGACGGAGACUGGAAAUGCCCCAAAAUACCCCAGCAAGAAGAUCAUUGUCUAUCCGGAUUUGUACAAGGCUCCAUGUUAUUAAUAAUAACCAACUUGCUAUUAGCAUUCUUACUCAUCAAUUAGACGGCAAAAAGUGUCAUCGACAGCAGAAUUGCCAUAAAAGUUGCCUUAUUUUAUAACUUUGAUCAUGCACUUUUUGUAGACGCUUCUAUUUUUCUAGUUGAC